Messenger RNA from Symbiodinium natans, 1338 nucleotides. The record is from the annotation of a GenBank genome assembly. NCBI's taxonomy places the organism in Eukaryota, Dinophyceae, Suessiales, Symbiodiniaceae.
AUGGCGCUGAAUUUGCUGACAAAGACCCUCGUGGCAUCCUUUUGUGGCGCGGCGCUCGCACAAGGCGAUGUUGCCCAGGAGCUGCUCCAGGAUGACGAUGUCUGCAAUGCGGGCGAGGCGUGUGACCUCUCUCUUCGACAGCUUCGAGGUCUGGCGAUCGUGGAAAACGCCAGCAACGCGAGUGGCGAGGAAAAAGAUGCCCUGGGCUCGGCAUGGGGCAGCUGCAAGUCUUACGGCUGCCCCUCGUCUUACCAUCCUUCGCACCACUGCCAAUGCAACCGCAAGUGCGAGAACUACGGCAACUGCUGCGCCGACAUCGCCAGCUGUAGCGCACCGUCUCCCCCUGCAGAGCUUCCCGCAGGAGGCGGUGCCCGCAUCAGGCCUGGGCAAGUGGCCGGCCAUCCAGACCCUAGCAAGACGUACCCUUCGUAUCCAGGAUUUACUUUGGCCCUGGUAGAAGAGUUCGACAGCCCGCUCGACCUCGACAAUGAUCCCAUCUGGACCUGGUCCGAUGGCGGCCUUUACGAGGGCGACGUGCGCUUCGUGAAAGAGCAGAUCAAGUUCGAGGACGGAAAGAUGAAGAUCACGGCGGCCCCAAAUCCGGGCAUCGCGACACAGGCCUGCUCACAUGCUGAGGUUGGUACCGUCGCAAACAAGCCGUUGGUGAGUGGUGAGUUCCGCUCUCGGAGGAACACCUUCAGAUAUGGUCGCUACGAGGUGCGCAUGAAGGCGCCAGAAGUGCAGCCAGGAAAUGCUGACAUCGAUGGGAACUUCAUCGCCACGAUGUUCAUCUUCAGGGAUGCCAAGUUCCGGCACUGGCGGGAGAUUGACAUUGAAGUCACAGGGGAUGCCCCCAACUCCGUGACGACGAACGUGCUCCGCGCCGACAACACCGAGUGGUGGAGCCCACGGAUCGCAGCAUCUAAAGAGAGUCACGUGCAGGGCAAUGCCAGAGCUGAGUUCCACACCUAUGGCUUCGAGUGGUUGCCCGACCGAGUGACCUGGUACAUCGACGGGAGAGCCGUGAGGAGCCACUACGGCGGACACCCGCCGAUCCCGGACAAGUCGGCGAAGGUCAUGAUGAACUUGUGGAUCUUCGGGCCCAAGGCCAACUUCGGCGGAAAGCAGAUCCGCAACAACCGCUAUCCCAUGACCAACGAGUACGACUGGUUCCGCUUCUACAAGUGGGACGGCGAGACCACCUACCCAUGCGCCGGCUUCUCCUCGUCGUGCCUCUCCAGCGAUGACACGUAUCUGGAUGGAAACAACCCUUGCGAUGGCCAACCCAUGGUCGGAUCCUGGCAUGGCAAGACAGCCUGCGCCGCAUCCUGCCGAUAG